CGACCCCUUAUAGGGCGUGGCGUAGGGCCGCGGCUCGGGUGCGGUAGCAGCUGGCGGGCGAGGUCCAGGCGGCUCGCUGCGGCUCGGCUAGGAGCCCCUGGCGCGCCGCGCCCUCGGUGCCGGGCCGCGGAGCCGGGGAUGCUCGCGGCGCCCAGGAGUCAUGGUCCGCUUCGGGGACGAGCUGAGUGGCCGCUAUGGGGGCACCGGCGGCGGGGAGCGGGCUCGGGGCGGCGGGGCCGGCGGGGCGGGCGGCCCGGGCCAGGGAGGUCUGCCGCCGGGCCAGCGGGUCCUCUACAAGCAGUCCAUCGCGCAGCGCGCACGGACCAUGGCCCUGUACAACCCCAUCCCAGUCAAGCAGAACUGCUUCACCGUCAACCGCUCGCUCUUCGUCUUCAGCGAGGACAACGUCGUCCGCAAAUACGCUAAGCGCAUCACCGAGUGGCCGCCCUUCGAAUACAUGAUCCUGGCCACCAUCAUCGCCAACUGCAUUGUUCUGGCCCUGGAGCAGCACCUUCCUGAUGGGGACAAGACUCCCAUGUCUGAACGCCUGGAUGACACGGAGCCUUAUUUCAUCGGGAUCUUUUGCUUCGAGGCGGGGAUCAAGAUCAUCGCACUGGGCUUCGUUUUCCACAAGGGCUCCUACCUUCGAAAUGGCUGGAAUGUCAUGGACUUCGUGGUGGUCCUCACGGGGAUUCUCGCCACAGCUGGAACAGACUUUGACCUCCGGACCCUGAGGGCUGUGCGUGUGCUAAGACCCCUGAAGCUGGUGUCUGGAAUUCCAAGUUUGCAGGUGGUGCUCAAGUCCAUCAUGAAGGCCAUGGUCCCACUGCUGCAGAUCGGGCUGCUGCUGUUCUUUGCCAUCCUCAUGUUUGCCAUCAUUGGGCUCGAGUUCUACAUGGGCAAGUUCCAUAAAGCCUGCUUCCCCAACAGCACAGAUGCAGAGCCUGUGGGUGACUUUCCCUGUGGCAAGGAGGCCCCAGCUCGGCUGUGUGAGGGUGACACUGAAUGCCGGGAGUACUGGCCAGGACCCAACUUUGGCAUCACCAACUUCGACAACAUCCUGUUUGCCAUCUUGACAGUGUUCCAGUGUAUCACCAUGGAGGGCUGGACUGACAUCCUCUAUAAUACAAAUGAUGCAGCUGGCAACACCUGGAACUGGUUGUACUUCAUCCCUCUCAUCAUCAUUGGCUCCUUCUUUAUGCUCAACCUAGUGCUGGGUGUGCUCUCUGGCGAGUUCGCCAAGGAGCGGGAGCGAGUAGAGAACCGCCGUGCCUUUCUGAAGCUCCGCAGGCAGCAGCAGAUCGAGCGAGAACUGAACGGGUACUUGGAGUGGAUCUUCAAGGCGGAGGAAGUCAUGUUGGCCGAGGAGGACAAGAAUGCUGAAGAGAAGUCCCCUUUGGAUGCAGUGUUGAAGAGAGCUGCCACCAAGAAGAGCCGAAAUGACCUGAUCCAUGCGGAGGAGGGGGAGGACCGGUUUGUGGACCUCUGUGCUGUUGGGUCUCCCUUUGCUCGUGCCAGCCUCAAGAGUGGGAAGACGGAGAGCUCAUCAUACUUCCGGAGGAAGGAGAAGAUGUUCCGGUUCUUCAUCCGGCGUAUGGUGAAAGCACAGAGCUUCUACUGGGUGGUACUGUGCGUGGUGGCCCUGAACACAUUGUGCGUGGCCAUGGUGCACUAUAAUCAGCCUCAGCGGCUUACCACUGCACUGUACUUUGCAGAGUUUGUUUUCCUGGGUCUCUUUCUCACAGAGAUGUCCCUGAAGAUGUAUGGCCUAGGGCCCAGGAGCUACUUUAGGUCUUCCUUCAACUGCUUUGACUUCGGGGUGAUUGUGGGGAGCAUCUUUGAAGUAGUCUGGGCUGCCAUCAAACCAGGAACCUCCUUUGGAAUUAGUGUGCUGCGGGCUCUCCGACUGCUGAGGAUUUUCAAAGUCACAAAGUAUUGGAAUUCCCUGAGGAACCUGGUGGUAUCCCUCCUCAAUUCCAUGAAGUCCAUCAUCAGCCUCCUCUUCCUGCUUUUCCUCUUCAUUGUGGUCUUCGCCCUGUUGGGGAUGCAGCUGUUUGGGGGACAGUUCAACUUUCAAGACGAGACCCCGACCACCAAUUUUGAUACCUUCCCAGCUGCCAUCCUCACUGUCUUUCAGAUCCUGACGGGAGAGGACUGGAAUGCAGUAAUGUACCAUGGGAUUGAGUCACAAGGUGGAGUCAGCAAAGGCAUGUUUUCCUCCUUUUACUUCAUCGUCUUGACGUUGUUCGGAAACUACACCCUGCUGAAUGUUUUCCUAGCCAUUGCUGUGGACAACCUUGCCAAUGCCCAGGAGUUGACCAAGGAUGAAGAGGAGAUGGAAGAAGCAGCCAAUCAGAAGCUUGCUCUUCAGAAGGCCAAAGAAGUAGCUGAAGUCAGCCCCAUGUCUGCUGCCAACAUCUCCAUCGCUGCUUUUGUAAAGCAAACUCGAGGUACUGUAUCUCGCAGCUCAUCUGUCUCCAGCGUAAACUCACCCAGGCAGCAGAAUUCGGCCAAGGCGCGCUCAGUGUGGGAGCAGCGGGCCAGUCAGCUAAGGCUGCAGAACCUGCGUGCCAGCUGUGAGGCACUGUACAGCGAGAUGGACCCCGAGGAGCGCCUGCGUUAUGCCAGCACACGCCAUGUGAGGCCUGACAUGAAGACACACAUGGACCGGCCCCUAGUGGUGGAGCCUGGCCGGGAUGGCUUGCGGGGACCUGUGGGGAACAAGUCAAAGCCUGAAGGCACAGAGGCCGCUGAAAGUGCAGACCCGCCACGAAGGCACCACCGGCACCGUGAUAGGGACAAGGGCUCAGCCGCGGCCCCUGCUGGCGGUGAACAGGAAAGGACGGACUGUCCAAAGACCGAAAACACUGAACCGGCGACCCGGGAAGAACGCCCGCGCCCUCGUCGCAGUCACAGCAAGGAUGCUGCAGGGGCUGAAGUGCAAGCACGCUGUGAGCGCAACAGGCGGCACCACCGGCGUGGCUCCCCGGAAGAGGAGGCCACUGAACGCGAGCCCCGGCGACACCGUGCCCACCGGCACGCACAGGACUCCGGCAAAGAGGGCACCGCACCAGUGCUGGUACCCAAGGGCGAGCGACGCCCACGACAUCGAGGCCCCCGCACGGGCCCCCGCGAGGCAGAGAACAGCGAGGAGCCCACACGCCGGCACCGUGCAAGGCAUAAGGGGCCACCAACACUUGAUCCCCCAGAGAGGGAGGUUGCAGAGAAGGAGAGCCCCGUGGCAGAAGGGGAUAAGGAAACCCGAAACCACCAGCCCAAGGAACCUCACUGUGAUCUGGAGACCAUUGCAGUUACAGGUGUAGGCCCUCUGCACAUGCUGCCCAGCACCUGUCUCCAGAAAGUGGAAGAACAACCAGAAGAUGCAGACAACCAGCGUAAUGUCACCCGGAUGGGCAGUCAGCCUUCAGACCCCAGCACCACUGUGCAUGUCCCAGUGACACUGACAGGCCCCCCCGGGGAGACCACUGUAGUUCCCAGUGGUAAUGUGGACGUGGAAGGCCAAACAGAGGGCAAGAAGGAGGCAGAGGCUGAUGAUGUGCUGAGAAGAGGCCCCCGGCCCAUCGUCCCAUACAGCUCCAUGUUCUGUCUCAGCCCCACCAACCUGCUCCGUCGCUUCUGCCAUUACAUUGUGACCAUGCGGUACUUUGAGAUGGUAAUUCUCGUGGUCAUUGCUCUGAGCAGCAUUGCCCUGGCUGCUGAGGAUCCUGUGCGGACUGAUUCAUCCAGGAACAAUGCUUUAAAGUACAUGGAUUACAUCUUUACAGGCGUCUUCACCUUCGAAAUGGUCAUAAAGAUGAUAGACUUGGGGCUGUUGCUGCACCCUGGAGCCUACUUCCGGGACCUGUGGAAUGUUCUGGACUUCGUUGUUGUCAGUGGAGCCCUGGUGGCAUUUGCUUUCUCGAGCUUCAUGGGAGGAUCCAAAGGGAAAGACAUCAAUACCAUCAAGUCCCUGCGAGUCCUGCGUGUCCUGCGGCCCCUCAAGACCAUCAAACGGCUGCCUAAGCUCAAGGCUGUGUUUGACUGCGUGGUGAACUCCCUGAAGAAUGUCCUCAACAUCUUGAUUGUCUACAUGCUCUUCAUGUUCAUAUUUGCCGUCAUUGCAGUGCAGCUCUUCAAAGGGAAGUUUUUUUACUGCACCGAUGAAUCCAAGGAACUGGAGAGGGACUGCAGGGGUCAGUAUUUGGAUUAUGAGAAGGAGGAAGUGGAGGCUCAGCCAAGGCAGUGGAAGAAAUAUGACUUCCACUAUGACAAUGUGCUCUGGGCCCUGUUGACGCUGUUCACGGUGUCCACAGGAGAGGGGUGGCCCAUGGUGCUGAAACAUUCUGUGGACGCCACCUAUGAGGAGCAGGGGCCAAGCCCCGGGUUCCGGAUGGAACUUUCUAUCUUCUAUGUGGUCUACUUUGUUGUCUUCCCUUUUUUCUUUGUCAACAUCUUUGUGGCCUUGAUCAUUAUCACCUUCCAGGAACAGGGGGACAAGGUGAUGUCUGAAUGCAGCCUGGAAAAGAAUGAGAGGGCUUGCAUUGACUUUGCCAUCAGUGCCAAACCCCUGACACGAUACAUGCCCCAAAACAAGCAGUCAUUCCAGUAUAAGACAUGGACAUUCGUGGUCUCUCCACCCUUUGAGUACUUCAUUAUGGCCAUGAUAGCCCUCAACACAGUGGUGCUGAUGAUGAAGUUCUAUGAUGCACCUUAUGAGUAUGAGCUGAUGCUGAAAUGCUUGAACAUUGUCUUCACAUCCAUGUUCUCUAUGGAAUGCAUAUUGAAGAUCAUCGCCUUUGGAGUUCUGAACUAUUUCAGAGAUGCCUGGAAUGUCUUUGACUUUGUCACUGUGUUGGGAAGUAUUACUGAUAUUUUAGUAACAGAGAUUGCGGAAACGAACAACUUCAUCAACUUGAGCUUCCUGCGCCUCUUUCGAGCAGCACGGCUGAUCAAGCUGCUUCGCCAGGGCUACACCAUCCGCAUCCUGCUGUGGACCUUCGUCCAGUCCUUUAAGGCGCUGCCCUACGUGUGCCUCCUCAUUGCCAUGCUGUUCUUCAUCUAUGCCAUCAUCGGCAUGCAGGUUUUUGGAAACAUCGCCCUUGAUGAUGACACCAGUAUCAACCGACACAACAACUUCCGGACGUUUCUACAAGCCUUGAUGCUGUUGUUCAGGAGUGCUACUGGGGAGGCCUGGCAUGAGAUCAUGCUGUCUUGUCUGGGCAACCGGGCCUGCGACCCAUAUGCCAACGCCAGCGAAUGUGGGAGCGACUUUGCCUACUUUUAUUUUGUCUCCUUCAUCUUCCUUUGCUCCUUUCUGAUGUUGAACCUCUUUGUUGCUGUGAUCAUGGACAAUUUUGAGUACCUCACGCGGGACUCUUCCAUCCUAGGGCCACACCACCUAGACGAAUUCAUUCGAGUCUGGGCUGAGUACGACCCAGCUGCGUGUGGGCGCAUCAGUUACAAUGACAUGUUUGAGAUGCUGAAACACAUGUCCCCACCUCUGGGGUUGGGGAAGAAAUGCCCGGCUCGAGUUGCAUACAAGCGCCUGGUUCGCAUGAACAUGCCCAUAUCCAAUGAGGACAUGACAGUGCACUUUACAUCCACCCUGAUGGCCCUCAUCCGGACAGCACUGGAGAUCAAGCUUGCCCCAGCAGGGACAAAGCAGCACCAGUGUGAUGCCGAGCUGAGAAAGGAGAUAUCUUCUGUGUGGGCUAACCUACCCCAGAAAACUCUGGACUUACUCGUACCACCCCACAAACCUGAUGGGAUGACGGUGGGGAAAGUCUAUGCAGCUCUGAUGAUAUUUGACUUCUACAAACAAAACAAAACCACCAGAGAUCAGACUCACCAAGCUCCCGGAGGCCUGCCCCAGAUGGGCCCCGUGUCCCUCUUCCACCCUCUGAAGGCCACCCUGGAGCAGACCCAACCCGCUGUGCUUCGAGGAGCUCGGGUGUUCCUUCGACAGAAGAGUGCCACUUCCCUCAGCAACGGUGGUGCCAUACAAACCCAGGAGAGCGGCAUCAAGGAGUCGCUGUCGUGGGGCACACAGAGGACCCAGGAUGCACUUUAUGAGGCCAGAGCCCCUCUAGAACGUGGCCAUUCUGCAGAGAUCCCUGUGGGGCAGCCAGGAAAACUGGCUGUGGAUGUCCAGAUGCAGAACAUGACAUUGAGAGGACCUGAUGGGGAGCCCCAGCCCGGGCUGGAGAGCCAAGGCCGGGCUGCCUCUAUGCCACGCCUAGCGGCAGAAACACAGCCUGCCCCUGAUGCCAGCCCCAUGAAGCGCUCCAUCUCCACACUGGCUCCGCGCCCCCAUGGGACUCACCUUUGCAACACAGUCCUGGACCGGCCUCCCCCUAGCCAGGCAUCACAUCACCAUCAUCACCGCUGCCACCGGCGCAGGGAAAAGAAGCAGAGGUCCCUGGAGAAGGGGCCCAGCCUGUCUGCUGACACAGAAGGUGCACCAAGUGGUGCUGCAGGAUCUGGCCUGCCCCAAGGAGAAGGGUCCACAGGCUGCCGCCGGGAGCGCAAGCAAGAACGAGGAAGGUCCCAGGAGCGGAGGCAGCCUUCCUCUUCCUCUUCAGAGAAGCAGCGCUUCUAUUCCUGUGACCGCUUUGGGAGUCGGGAGCCCCCACAACACAAGCCCUCCCUCAGCAGCCACCCUACAUCGCCAACAGCGGCACUAGAGCCAGGACCCCACCCACAGGGCAGUGGUUCAGUUAAUGGGAGCCCCUUGAUGUCAACAUCUGGUGCUAGCACCCCAGGCCGAGGUGGACGGAGGCAGCUCCCCCAGACUCCCCUGACCCCACGCCCCAGCAUCACCUACAAGACCGCCAAUUCCUCGCCUGUCCACUUUGCUGGGGGUCAGAGUGGCCUCCCAGCCUUCUCCCCUGGCCGUCUCAGCCGCGGCCUUUCUGAACACAAUGCCCUGCUCCAGAAAGAGCCCCUGAGCCAGCCUCUAGCCCCUGGCUCUCGCAUUGGCUCUGACCCUUACCUGGGGCAGCGUCUGGACAGUGGGGCCUCUGCCCACACUCUACCUGAGGAUACACUCACUUUUGAAGAGGCGGUGGCCACCAACUCUGGCCGCUCCUCCAGGACUUCCUACGUGUCCUCCCUCACCUCCCAAUCCCACCCUCUCCGCCGUGUGCCCAAUGGCUACCACUGCACUUUGGGACUCAGCACCGGCGUCCGGGCACGGCACAGCUACCACCACCCAGACCAGGACCACUGGUGCUAACUGCACCAUGACUGCCCACCCAUGCACCAGCUCCGUGGGUGCGGGUUCCAGUUGAUGAGUUUUAUCAUCCGCUCUGGGCUGUGGGGUCACAGCCCUGGGAGGAGGGUCCUCACAUCAUGGCCUCUGUGGUGGAGGCUCCUGCUUCUCUCCUUCCCUCCCUUUUACACUGGAUGGACUAAUAAAGCCCUUUCUUAGAGGGAUAUGGUUCUCUCUAUCCUCCUGUGUACUGCCUUCCUGGGUUCCAUGCCAGAUGUUGGAUCCUAAGCAGGAGGUAGCUGAGUUGAGAUGGACCCAGCAAAUCCAAAUCCUUUGUCAUGGCCUCCAGCAUCCAGGGUGGGUACUUGGGACUUUCUUAGGAGGCCUGAGUCUCAUGGAGAGUAUUGUUUGUCUGAAUGUGUAGCCUGGGGGAUAGGGAGACCUUGAAAACAAGGAAAGGACCCCAGCUGUGUCUGGCAGCACCUGCCAGCAUCAGUAAUCCCGUGUCUGUUGUCUUGGAGUCAAACAGCGCGUGUGUGUGGAGAUGCACUCAAGGCCUUCCAUCUCUGCUGUCACCAUAAUAGGGACCAAAUCUGGAGAACGUUGAUGCUAUUGAUUCUGGUUUUCAGCUACAUCACCUGUCACUGUUUGUCCUUUCUAUAUAGUUGAUCUCAAAAAACCAGAAAACAGGGAAGGAAAUGUCCAUGUAACUUUAAAAACUCAACGUGUAGGGAGGCCUCUGUUUUGCAUUGUUUCUGUGACUUGUAUGUGAUGUUCCUGUAUGGAUUCUACCCUGCCCAGGAAGUGCCCAAUGCCCCUGGCUCCUCUGCUCAACCAAGUGCCUGAUCUCCGGCUCUGAGCAUCGUAUAUGAGGCCAGGCCUCGGGGACUGUCGGGUGGACUGGAUGGGAACUGCUCAGAGCAGCAUGGGAGCGUGUGUCAGAGAAACAGCUGCUGCACUCCAUGCACCUCCCCAAGUGAUGAGCUCUGAAGAAGCUGCAGAGUAGCAGUGUGUGCUCUCAUGAGGCAUUUUCAAUCUGUUUUUUAAUCUGAUUCUCAGGGACGGGAUGCCUGCCAAGUAGGGUAUGAUCUCUGUUGUGUUUAAAAAAAAAACAAACAAACUUGUUUUUACUGGAUGCUGAAGAGUGAGCGCUAGGCACUAAUAAAGAAGAGAGGGAAUAGGGCAGGGGAAAAGGAGCUGGAAGCAUAACAAGAAACAGGCAGGGAGGAAAUGGCUCCUGGAAGGAGGCUGGGUGUCUAAAGCCUAGUGGAGUCCCUGGCCCCAGAUCUGGGGAGGCAGCAGUCAAAUAAAGCCUCACCUCAUGGCUACUUUGCAAAGGGAAAACCCAUACCCAGGAAGGGGUGAGAUAUGCACAGACAGCUGGGAGCCCAUUAGGGGAAGGUUGCUCUCGGCAGGCAGGCAGGCACUCCUAGGUGUGUUUUGUGUUUUGAAAUUUCUGAUGACUUCUUGGUGGAAAUGUUGGCUUCUAUCCCACGUUUCUCACAGAAGCUGUGUGUGAUUGUGUAUGUGUGUGUGUGUGUGUGUGUGUGUGUGUGUGUGUGUGUGUGUGUGUAGGUGUGUUCACUGAGUGGCUGUUGUCAAUCAUAGGGCUAUGCAACAAAAGACACAUUACUAGAAACAAAACACAAGACCGCCACGUGGUCUAGGGUUUCAGCAUGAUUGUGACCAAACCUUUUAUAGAAUUUCCUUAUAUGAAGGCACAAUACCCUGAAACUUUAAUGAUAACAGAGUAUUUUAUUCCAGUAGGGUAAAAUUAAACAGGAACCUUGGACUGUGCAUGUGACUGCACCUAUGUUGCAAAGUAGAAGGAUGUGCAUUUUGAUACUGACGUUCUGUCUCUGUUCCAAGCCCAGCCCUUGUUCUCUGGAGUGUUGAGUGUAUACAUUCUGUGUGGAACUACAGAUGCCCCAGACAGCCCUGGGUUGGGAAUCAUCUUUACCCCACAUUAGCAUAGCUGGCUUUUCUUCCAGGCAUUGGUAUACAUGAAAAUCACAAGCAGGGAAAGGAGACAUGGAGUCUUGUUUCCUGACUUUGGGUUUGUUUCUGUACUGUCUCUUCCUGUCUGUUCCCCCUGAAAUUUCAUAGUGAGUUGCCAAAUUUGAAAUGCAACAACCAGCUGUCUGCAUCUGGAACCUGUCAAGCAGUGGCUGUAGUUUGGACAAGUUAUGUGUGCAUGUAAAAUAUAUCCAUAUAUACAUUAUACAAGUAUGCGCAUGAAAUGUAUAUCUUCGUACUUUUUGAUACAAUGUAUUCAUUUGUUAAUUUUUAAUUAUAUUUGAUAUAAAUUGAAGGUUUGUUGCAAAACUUUAUAUUUAACAGUGUUGAGAGAGAGAGAGAGAGAGAGAGAGAGAGAGAGAGAGAGAGAUCCAAUCAUGCAACACAAAUGGGAUCUACUUUAAAAAGCAAAAACAAGUCCCUUGACUAGUUUGCUGCCUGAAUAAUAUUUACAAACCAAACUUUGGAUUCUGCUCUUGUUUCUACAAUGACUUUUUGUAUAAAGCAAAGUCCUUGGAUUAAAUAAAAACAACCAAAAAAAUUCAAAAUCAAAA
Messenger RNA from Onychomys torridus (southern grasshopper mouse), 9780 nucleotides. It is a transcript of the gene Cacna1b, whose product is annotated as calcium voltage-gated channel subunit alpha1 B. Gene Ontology annotation, molecular function: calcium ion binding; high voltage-gated calcium channel activity. Lineage: Eukaryota; Metazoa; Chordata; Mammalia; Rodentia; Cricetidae. Gene Ontology annotation, cellular component: membrane; neuronal cell body; voltage-gated calcium channel complex. Gene Ontology annotation, biological process: chemical synaptic transmission; calcium ion import across plasma membrane. The record is from RefSeq and is a predicted model, not a curated record. The coding region runs from base 161 to 7234 and encodes 2357 amino acids. The transcript is spliced from 49 exons.